AUGAACUCAAUCAAGUUAAUUGUCAAUUCGUUUGAUAAUAUACUUCCCGGAAAGGGCAAUUACGACAUACCACCUACGAACGAUGACGGUGAUGACCAGCGACUGGGGAAGGAGACGGAACAAGAACAAGAGCAAGUAAUGCUGGUGAAUGAUGAUGAUGGCAAGACACUAGAAGAUCCAAAUGCAAUUAAAGGGCCAUGUAGGCUUCCAGCGACUCGAGAGGAAACGCCUACUAUAAGUUUGGAAGAAAAAGUGGAGCAGAAUGAAGAAUUGGAGGAUGUCGAAGAGGGGGAGGAAGAGGAGGAGGAAGAGGAGGAAGAGGAAGUCAACCUUACUACAGAGUCCGAAAAGCAUGUACCUACUCCGUCACAAACAUCAGCUUACAAAAGAUCGUCAAUUGUGGUAUUUUUCAUUCAAGUGGGUAAAGUCAUUUACUUUUUCCCCAAUUACCUUAUUAUUAAACCUAUUUCAAUAAUCAUUAACCUCAUCAUUUUCCCAUUUGUCUUGCUCAAGAUAUCAUUGGGCUUUGGACCAAAACCAGCAAGAACAAAGCAAGACCUAACAUACGAUGACAAAAUUGACACCUCUUUUGACAGUGAUGUUGCUGAUUCAUUAGUUACACGUGCAACACCUCCAUCAUCACCAGCAACAGCAUCAUCAUCAUCAUCAUCAUCACCCGCAUCGAAAUCAAAACUGACACACUUGGAUUCAGACCCUGAUGAAUACGAUGAAAAAAUAGUUGAACAGAUUAAACAAGAAAACCUACUAGCAAAUGAAGUCAAAUCACCAUCAUCAUUUUCAAGGUACAUGAUUCCGCCACCACAACGAUUAUUCCCGUUAUCAAGAAAUCCUCAACGCAAAAGAAGGAAAAAAAUACUUAUAUUAGAUUUAGAUGAAACUUUAAUUCAUUCACUUUCAAGAGGUGGACCACGAACUUUUAAUCCAGCAUCCAAAUCAAAAAUGAUUGAAAUUAAAUUAAACAACGUAUCAUCAUUAUAUUAUGUUCACAAGCGACCCUAUUGUGAUUAUUUUCUCACUCAGAUUAGCCAAUGGUUUGAAUUACAAAUCUUCACCGCUAGUGUUAAAGAAUAUGCUGAUCCGAUAAUAGAUUGGCUAGAAGAGGAAAUUAUCGAUUCAUUACGGAAAAAGGGCAAACGACACAAGAUCCAAUCUAGUUCUGAUUACAUCAAGCCGCAUAUUUUCACUAAACGGUAUUACCGAUCCGAUUGCAGUUAUCGACCUGGCGUCGGGUACAUUAAGGACUUGUCACGGUACUUGCGCGAUGAUGAAUUGAAGAAUGUCAUGAUUUUGGAUAAUUCGCCUAUAAGUUAUGCCAUGCAUGAAGACAAUGCUAUUGGUAUUGAAGGAUGGAUUAAUGAUUCUAAUGAUCGAGAUUUGUUGAAUUUGUUGCCGUUGUUGAAGAGCUUAAGUUUGUGUAUUGAUGUGCGAUUUAUUUUGGGGUUGAAAAAUGGAGAGAAGUUGUUUGAAAUGUAA
Messenger RNA from Lodderomyces margitis, 1494 nucleotides. RefSeq names its product Nem1-Spo7 phosphatase catalytic subunit. The record is from RefSeq and is a predicted model, not a curated record. NCBI's taxonomy places the organism in Eukaryota, Fungi, Ascomycota, Pichiomycetes, Serinales, Debaryomycetaceae. Bases 1 to 1494 code for a protein of 497 amino acids. Gene Ontology annotation, molecular function: protein serine/threonine phosphatase activity. The transcript has a single exon.